CAUCAACUCCCGUCAAUAUAGUUUGGGACCAAGCAAAACAUUUUCAGACUUCCUGGACCUGGGCUCUAUCAAUUUAUAAAACAAUUUUGGGAUUGCCUUUGUGGACCCGUUCAUUCAUAACUCAGGCGCCAAGUUCUUAGGGAAACGCCAUGGAAGCUAAAACUUGUGUUGUGUUGCUGGCUCUAGUGGCGGCCGCCGCAGUGGCUGACGCCCAGAGAAACGGCAGGAAUCGUGGCGGUAGACCACGUGGUCCACCUCAACUUCCGGACGGUGACGUCUACAGCUGGGCCAGGAAUGUGAGUGGCAGCAGCGUGGACGAGAGCGCAUUUGUUCCAACAGGUUCCAACUUGAUCAUCAUGAGGUCGUUUGAUGAAGGCUUGAGGGGUUUGAACCUGAGCCGGGCCAGCAUUCUGUACGACUUCUCUACACCCAAUCCAUUGGUAGCUAUUGGAAGCUUUGGCCCAUGCUUCAUCACAAACACAAACUUGACCUACCAGGAAGUAAUUGAUGAGCUGGAUGCCAGAAACGGCUCGUCUGCUUCCACCACAUCAGAGAUCCGACUUGACGGCACCUCACUCCCCCUGCCGCUUGAGCAGGUGCGACCACUCUAUGACAACUACCCAUCCCUGAGACGUGCUUGCAGAGAUGGCAGAGUUAUCAUGACCACACCAGACGUCGGUAACGCUGUUCCAUUUGAGACUGAAGACUUGACCAUCUUGGUGGUGGACGGAACUGUGGCCAUCAGAAUUCCCAAGCGUAUCCCACGUGCCCCCCGCCCUAUCGGAGGCUUCACCAACCCAAGCCAAAGUAGAUUCGGACCUCGUGGGCAAGGACGCAGACCAGGUCAAGAUCUAUUCACCACCGGCACCCAGACGCCCUCCCAGGAAACAACAUCUACGUCAACCACCACCACAACCACCACCGCCAAACCACUUUCCGUCGUUUAAACUGUUUUCUGCCAACCAGUUCACAAUAUAUAAUAAAAAGAAAAACUUUUUUCCCCCAAAUAACUCAGUAUGUCGUAAAGUAAACACCAUUAUUCAAAGUCCUGUAUAACUGCUUAUUAAAAUGCGUAAAACAGAAAAUGUUUACGACAUUAAUAUAGUGUAAAAAAUGUAAAAAUUUUGUUCGUUGAAGAAGAUUGCUGGUAUAAUGAAUAAAAGUCAUAUACUCUCAUUUAAAAGCACAGCACAAAGGCCUAUCGUUAUAUUUCAGUUAUACAGACUGAAAAAGUACUAAAUACCCAACUAUGUUGUAUUUGUAUGUUUCAUGUUAUUUCCUUUGUAGCGACAUCAAGAAUAAUAAACAAAAAAAUACAUCUUAAUAAUCCUAAUAAUGUUCUUAUGCGUAAAUUAAUACAUCGUUAAUGUAUGUCGAUUACAUCCUGCUUUAAGUUGAACAUGAAAUCACUAAGAAACAAGACGAGAACAGCCAACGAGAGAAUAUAACAUUGACUGACUGGGUCCUGCGCAAUUUUUUUCCCACAAGAAAUUUGUUAAAUUAUUUUGUUGAUUCUUUUUUGUAAAUGUUUGUAUUUAACUCUUUGCACAAUGACAAAAUAUUUUGUGUUUUUAUUUGAUCAUGUUCUGUGUCAUUUUAUUAAAAACUGUAUCUCACUUA
Biomphalaria glabrata is the source of this 1620-nucleotide messenger RNA. RefSeq lists its product as uncharacterized. The transcript is spliced from 6 exons. NCBI's taxonomy places the organism in Eukaryota, Metazoa, Mollusca, Gastropoda, Planorbidae. The record is from RefSeq and is a predicted model, not a curated record. The coding region runs from base 150 to 947 and encodes 265 amino acids.